Molecule: messenger RNA, 2858 nt
Organism: Colossoma macropomum (tambaqui)
Lineage: Eukaryota; Metazoa; Chordata; Actinopteri; Characiformes; Serrasalmidae
Gene: lsm10
Product: LSM10, U7 small nuclear RNA associated
Exons: 2
Coding region: 234-596 (120 amino acids)
Biological process (GO): mRNA 3'-end processing by stem-loop binding and cleavage
Cellular component (GO): nuclear body; cytoplasmic U snRNP body
Molecular function (GO): histone pre-mRNA DCP binding; U7 snRNA binding
Source: RefSeq, a predicted model, not a curated record
GUGUUGUAGUUCUUCAGCCUGCCUGCUCAGAGCGAAACGCGUUGAGACGUCGCACUCUCGAAACUACAACUGACAAAACACUUUAGAAUUGAAGUCUGGAGGGAAGAAAACAACUUAUUCUGAAACAGUACAUGUUGUAAAUUAAACAUAAUUCAUUAUGUACGUUUGUUUAGACACCAGAAUAUCGGUAACGGUGAACCACGCAGCACCAGCAGGUAAAAAGGAAAAGGGAAAUGGCGUCUCAGUCCAUCCGUGAGCGCACCAUCGCGGAGAACAGCCUGGUCGUCCUGCUGCAGGGCCUCCAGGGCGAGGUGACCACUGUGGACCUGCGGGACGAGAGCACGGCCCGCGGGCGCGUCGUCAACGUGGACGCUUUUAUGAACGUCCGUCUGGAGGAUGUCCUGUACAGGGACAGGCGCGGGCGGGUCUCCGAGAUGGCCGACCUGUUCAUAACCGGCCGCAACGUCCGCUACGUUCACAUUCCAGACCACAUGAACAUCGCAGAGACCAUCCAGAGUCAGCUGGAGAAAAUACACCGUGUCCGCUACUUUGCGGAGAAAGGAGGGAGGAAAGAAUACGCAAAGAAGAAGAAAUAAGUACUGAGACUCUUGUUUUGUUCACAGGAAUUGUGUCUGUGUUUUUGUUUAGUUGAGUUUUUUAUUUGUUUACAUAUUUUUUAAGUUUGUUUGGACUAGUAGCUUUUUCACUGUUCGUGUGAAGCCCUGAGCAGCAUUUACAUUGUGUUGUUUCAUUGAUGAAUUUAUUAGGUGGUUUUUUUUUGUAUUGCUAAGUGAUUGAAGUUUUUCAAAAAGCAGCAUCUGUUGAAUCCUCCAGCAGUGACGGGUGUGACUGAGUUGAAGAUGCCAGUUGGCAUUUUAUCAAGAUGAGCCAAUGAAUAUUUGCUUAUGCAAGUGUGCUUAGAGCUAGAGAACCCAGCCUGUUAUUAUACGUCUCACCCCUUGGACAGAUCACAACGUUCACGUUAGCACUGAGGUUUAACUGAGGGCUCUUAGUCCAGGCCCUGCAAAUCACAGACAGUAGUGCUGGGCAUUGUGAUAAUAAUGCAGUGUCCAGUGGUAAACCCUGACUGUUAGAGACAGUCCUUCAGUUUGGGCCAUGAAUAUCAAAACUUUCUCAAAAACAGCUCUACUAUAAUAGGAUGCAUUUUUCCUCUAGAUAGUGGUCCCACCCACUAUAAAUCAAAACGUGAUUGGUUGAUUUCACUAUUACUUCCUUAUUGUUUUGGUAGUUAAUCUGACAGGCCUUCAGUUCAGCUCCUAAAGUCCUAACCAAUGGGAGAGCUCGCCUGGCUGUAUCUACAUAGAUGCCUCAGAGAAAACAAUUCUGAUUGGAUCAUUCUCUGUUGGGCGUUUCAAGAAUUUAACCCUUUUGUUUCUGUUAAGGAAAAAUAGGCUCUUAAAUACAGAUUCAAGGGAAGCUCAUUGUUUAGCUGCUUUUCCCACAAUCAGUGAGCUUCAGUCUUAGGUAUUCUUAACUAACUAGAGCUGCAGCACUGGUCUGCCUCAGGGUGGCGCUGUAGCAAACUGGUUCACCCAGUUGGUCCCUUAUAGUCUGGCAACCGUAUAUACGAGAGUGUAUUUUGCACGCUGGUUAAGGCUAACAGCUUUGUGAAAUCGCUUCCAGUUCUUCUUUCUCGUAAAAGUAGUUGAUGUUUGGAUGGUCAAGGCCCUAAAACCUACGAGAGAGUUAAGUUAUUUGAGUUAAGAGUCCGAAAGUGAAUAAUAUGUGCUGACACAGAAGAAAACAUUGUAGUGGACAGAGAGAGAGAGAUAGUGUGUGUAUUUGUGUUUUUGGGAUGCUCAGGAAUUUGAAGUGGGUAUGGUAUCCAUGAGUGUUAUCAGCAGAAGUCUGGUCUUUCUCAAAACAUGCAGAGGCUGGAAAAAAGAGGAAAGCACCUCCUCAUCAUCUCCAGGCCAAGCUGUAGAAGACCAUUAGCUCACAGCGGUGUGUCUAGAGCAGUAAAACAUUAAAGCUGAGGGUCCUCUAGAAUAACACUCCUUCAAAGGAGAACACUCUCUUUAAUGUUUUGAACUAGAGCAAAUCAUGAAUUUCUGAAUCAUAAAGUUAAUCGAUCAUAAAAGUUAUGAAUCAUAAUAUUCAGGAUGCUAAAGUUUAUCUGUCAUAAAGUUCUGAAUGAAGAGGUUCAAGAAUCGUAAAGUUGAUGAAUCAUAAAGUUCUGAAUCAAAAAGUGAAUGAAUCAUAAAUAUCUUGAAUCAUAGAUGUAUCCUUCACAUAAUCCUUUGUGUCAGCACCAGUGCAGUUAGGAAGAAAUAACAGAAAACACCAGCACUGACAGUGGAGGAGAGACCAGUUUGUGUACAAACACAAUGCUUUUUAUUUUGGUUAUUAAAAGUUCAGCAUGCUAGCCUUCUUAAAAGACUAUUUUUCUGGGAAUAAGAUGCUGAUGCUGACGCUAGCAGCUAGUAGUGAGCUGCCAUAAAGUUCAUCAUCACAACGUUCAUGAAUCAUAAAGUUUGGAUUCAUAAUGUUCAUGAUUCAUAAAGUUCUGAAUCAAAAAUUCAUGAAUCAUGAAGUUUUGAAUCGAAAAGUUCAUGAAUCAUAAAGUUCUAGAUCAUAAGAUUCAUGAAUCAUUUAGUUCUGAAUCAUAAGGUUUUAUAUCAUAACGAUCGUGAAUUAUGUUCUAAAUUGUAAGGUUCAUGAAUCAGUGAGUUCUGAAUCAUAAAGUUCAUGAAAGAUGAAGCUCUAAAUCAUAAGGUUCAUGAAUUAUAAGUUGCUGAGUCAUAAGGUUAAUGUAUCAUAAUGUUUGAAUCAUACAAUGUUGAAUCAUGAAGUUUAUGAAUCAGUUCUGAAUUAAAGCUCAUGAAUUAUAAAGUUAA